AGCAAGCAAGCGCGGGGUAGCAUAAGCCGCGCCACACGGCUUCCAGCACCACGCAUGCAUGGACCGUGCGUGUCUCCUCCCCCUCCCCCUCCUCCGGAGAGACGCAAAUCCCCGAGAAGCCCAGAGCGGUAAUCAUGCUGCCCCCUCCCUCGGGGAGACGGAGGCAGGCGGGGAGGGAGGGACGCGAGCGGGACACACGGGCGCGCACCACCACCACCAGCAGCAGCAGCAAGAGCAGCCGGGCUGGGGCCGCCGCCGCCGCAGCCAUUAAAGCCCGCCGCCACCGGUGGGUGGGUGCCCUUUCGCCUCGCGCCUUCUUGGCCAGAGGAGCUGCCCAGCUGGGCGCGCGCUCCGCCCGCUGCCUCGCCUCUCCCGCGCCCUGCCCGUCUUCCUCCACUCCGGCUGCUGCUGGCUACUCCUCGCCGCCGCUUCUGAGUGGCAUGUGGGUAGCAGCAGCAGCAGCAGCAAGCGGCGAGGAGAGCAAGCGAGGGGGCCGCUCCCGCAGCCAGACACGCACGCACCCGGCGGCGGCGGCGGCAGGAAAGGAUGCUCGGGUCGCCAUGGCAGCAGCAGCAGCCGCGGCGAGAGUGAGUACUAAACCUUGAGUUGCCAAGGAACUCUGUGAAAAGGAUUUAUCCUUCCUGCAGUUGUUGAUUGGCUUCCUGCAGAUUCCAAAAUGGAGGAGAAGGUUCUGGGGCACAGGGAACCUGGAGUCCUAGUAGAAAAGUGGAGGAUGUUGGUGCCACGUAGGCACUGAAGAGAGGCCUCACUUGUAUUGAAACCAUUCCUCAAGGACAGGGGGCAGAAAUCUGCAGCUCAAGUGUCUCGUGACAGAAGCCUGGUGCAUUGUGCCCUGUGAGCACCAGGACUUUCAGUCUGCUCCCACCCCACGUCUCCUACAUCCCCUGAGGACCAAUCCUUCAUGUGUCAUGUAUUCACCCAGGAGAGGCAAAGCAGUGAGACUGUGUUAAGAGAAGGUAAUGAUACAUUUUGGAAGAGGAAAAGGAAGGUAUCAACAGGAGCAGAGGUGGUGACAGUAACGAAAGAUUAUCUCACUUCUUCACCCCGUUUUUCUUAAAAUGCAUACUUCAUUUUAUAAAUGUAUACCCUGCUUCUUCAUAUGUUUGAGGCGGCUUAAAAUUAAAAACAAAAACAAAUUAUAACAGUCUAAAGCACAUCUAGAAAACUAAACAUUACAUUAAAGAUAGAAAACCCAGUAGCAUAAAUAUACAUACAUGCUCCAAAACAACAGCAUAGAACUCCCAAACAACCAUAAUUAAAGCCAGCAGUAAAUCAGUAAUUUCAUAGACUAGCAAUACAGCAAGCCCAACAUUUACCAGCCAAAGACCUUGAAAAACUAAUGGGUCUAGUUUCCCUCUCCCUGCUGGCAGCAGUGCAGGAGGGACAUGUAUAGGCUAACAUCCUCUGGAACCUUGUUCCAUAAUUCUGGGACUAUGAUGUGAAAAUCCUCCUUCUCACUGCAAAUUCCUUAAUUUUCCAUAGAGAGCGAGCAAGCAGGGCCCUAUUAGAUGACCUUAAAAGACAGAAACAGGGCUCAUACAGGGUAUAGAAGUGCUGUUUUCUGUUUUGUUCCCCUAGUUUUUAUAUCAUUUGUACAAAAGGAACUUUUCUGGAAAAAAAAUAUGAAUUUAAAAAGAAGCAUAUAAGUUGAACCAGAAGGAAGCAAAAAUAAAAAGGAGGAUGAAACAAAAGCAUACAAGUGGAGAAAACAGAAAGAGAGAGAAGGAGGAAGGAGGAAGAAAAAACAAGGACUAGAGCAACCAAGUCUAUCCUCCUCCUCCUCCUCAUGGCAGCGUCUCCCAAAGGCUUCUUCUAUAUUUCUCUCCUGUUUCCUGCUGGGAGUCAAUGAGGGUGGAACCACCAGUUCCUCUGGAGGGAUCCUGGGCAUAAUCCUGCGUCGCUGUUCUCAGAGCCCAAGGAGGAGACGGCACAAUGAAUCGUGGGGGAGGCAGCAGCACUAUAGAGGACCUAUCAAAGUCUACCCUGCACAAUAACUCACUAUGGUGGCUAGCUUGUGGACUCCUUGCCCUGUUAGCCAACUCCUGGAUAAUUUUGAGCAUCACAGCCAAGCAACAGAAGCACAAGCCCCUGGAGCUUCUGCUGUGCUUCCUGGCAGGGACACACAUCCUCAUGGCAGCCGUGCCCCUCACCACCUAUGCAGUGGUGCAGUUGCGACGUGAAUCGUCUGACUACGAUUGGAACGAGAGCAUUUGCAAAGUCUUUGUCUCCACCUAUUAUACAUUGGCUCUGGCCACAUGCUUCACUGUGGCUUCCUUAUCUUACCAUCGCAUGUGGAUGGUAAGAUGGCCUGUCAACUAUCGUCUGAGUAAUGCCAAGAAGCAGGCCCUGCAUGCAGUGAUGGGCAUUUGGAUGGUGUCCUUCAUCCUCUCCACUUUGCCAUCUAUUGGCUGGCACAACAAUGGGGAGCGUUAUUAUGCCAGUGGUUGCCAGUUCAUUGUCAGCAAAAUAGGUCUGGGCUUUGGUGUAUGUUUCAGCCUGCUUCUCCUUGGGGGCAUUGUCAUGGGCUUGGUGUGCGUGGGCAUCACUUUCUACCAGACUUUGUGGGCACACCGAAGGCACCACAGAUGCCAUCACGAGAGAGCAGAAGAAACCUCCUCUUCUUGCCCUUCUUCAGCACACAAUGCCUUCAAUGUGCCAGCCAUUGUGGUAGAGGAUGUCAGAGGCAAAAGGCGAUCAUCACUGGAUGGAUCAGAAUCUGCCAAGACUUCCAUGCAGAUGACCAACCUCAUCAGUGCCAUCGUUUUUCUGUAUGACACGCUGACUGGGGUGCCCAUUUUGGUGGUGAGCUUUUUCAGCCUACGCUAUGACACUGCCCCCAACUGGAUGGUGCUAGCUGUCCUCUGGUGCUCCAUGGUGCAGACGCUGCUACUCCCAUCUUUCAUCUGGUCCUGUGAACGUUACCGGGCGGAUGUCCGUACUGUGUGGGAACAAUGUGUGGCAAUACUGUCAGAGGAAGAUGGGGAUGACGAUGGCACCGGCGAUGAUUACGGCGAUGGGAGAAUUUGCAAGGUGCGAUUUGAUGCAAAUGGUGCUGCACUUAUCAAACGGGAUCCCAGAGAUGCCAAGCUGCUUCCAGUGCACCACAUGCUGUUGCCCCAUGACAGGGUGCAUUACCUGCAAGUCCCUCUCUCUCGGAGGAUGUCCCAUGAUGAAACCAACAUCUUCUCCCAUCGCUCCGCUCCUUCCUUCCUUCACAAGUGGUCCUCUUCUGAUGACAUCCGGGUAGCCACUCCUCACAAACUCAGAGGAGCGCCAGGUUUUCUGCCUCCAGAACUCCGCAACUAUCAUCACCGUCGACGGCCUCCUGAAGAUGAGCUCACCACACUCCGGCAGUUCCUGGAAGCUGGGUUGGCUGUUCGGGGCCCUGGCUCAACCGCCUGCUUCUUCCGCGACGAGAUUACCACCUUCAUUGACGAAACACCGGCACCCUCCCCCGCCAGCAGUCCACGCCACUCGCACCCCCCGUUCACCGUGCAGGAAGACAGACAUCACUCCUUGGGUGGUGCUGAGCAGGAAGGCGGGCCUGACAAGGAUCAGCAGUGUUCACUGACUGGCAGUGAAAAUCUAUACCUCUACUGUGGGGAGCAGGAGCCCAUCAAAUGGACCAUGGCAGCAAAGGAGGCACAGACCUUCCAGGAGCUCAACCUAUGAAACGGCACCAAAAGCAUUUGCUGUGGCUCUGGAUUUUUAAGUAAAACUCAACAUGUGUCCCCCAUCCCAGGACCCAAGGGGUAAUUUAGGUCCUCGUGUUUCUCACCAUAUUGGCAGGGGAGGGGCGAGGAAUGGUGUCCAUGGUGCGUCCUGAUGCCGUAGGGAAGAAAGAAGCAGGGCGUGGCAUUGUUGGAAGGAGCCGCUGCGCCCUACUCUCAGGUGAUGACAAAUAUGAGCACAGGCCACCAGUUCAUUCAGGGCAGCAUCCCCUUGGUAGCAUUGUUAGCCCCAGCUAUCCUUCCCCAUUUCUUAGCUCCUUCCAUUAUGAGAAACUCUCAUUGGUUGCCAAGUGUGGGACUGGAUGGUAUUAAAAAAUCUAUAUUUGGAGUGUCA
Hemicordylus capensis (graceful crag lizard) is the source of this 4086-nucleotide messenger RNA. It is a transcript of the gene GPR162, whose product is annotated as G protein-coupled receptor 162. Gene Ontology annotation, biological process: G protein-coupled receptor signaling pathway. The record is from RefSeq and is a predicted model, not a curated record. The transcript has 5 exons. Lineage: Eukaryota; Metazoa; Chordata; Lepidosauria; Squamata; Cordylidae. Gene Ontology annotation, molecular function: G protein-coupled receptor activity. Gene Ontology annotation, cellular component: membrane. Bases 1954 to 3693 code for a protein of 579 amino acids.